GGGCAACGUUUCAAUAAUUGAGGAUGGCACAUAACUCAAGUGGACUGGACCUUUAUAAGUUAUUAUUCAUAUGGGUUCCAGGUCCAACAACUUCUCUCUGAGUCAAGGUCCAACAAACGCUUCUCUCUUUUGGCUUGGCAAAUGGCUUCAGAUUUCAGUUCCUACACGCAUAUGAUAACAGUAGAUGAUUUCGAUGCAAUUGUAUCUUCGGAUGGAUAUUACACCAUCUGUGGAUUUGGCUCUCUGCUAUCUGAGAGAAGUGCAAGGGGUACGUUUCCUCAACUCAUAAACUUCAGAGUGGCAAUCUUACCUAACUUUCGCCGCAUCUUUGCCCAUGCUCCCUCCACCUUCUUCUACCGUGGCAUUGCAAGACUGGAAACUAAGGAACUUUCAAGUUUGAGUGUGGAACCAUGUCAUGGGGAACAUAUUAUAAUUACAGCUUUUGAAGUAAAAAAGCCAGAGGUCAUCGCUUUCAUCGAGAGAGAGGUUGAAUUUCGCUUCAUCUCUGUGGUGCCCCAAGGCUUAGAUGGUAAACAUUUUCCUAAUCCAGCCGUAGUAUGUGCUCGAUACAGUGAUGAGGAGUUUAUUCACGAUAAAUGCAGAGGCAAUGAGAAACUCUUUCAAUAUUUUUUUGGACCUCCUUAUAAUAUAGCUCGAAUUUGGCGGGAUGACAUCUUUCCAUGCCGUGUUUACCUUCGACACUGUUUGGUGGCGGCAAAGAAGAUGGGUGAUGAAGUAUAUGAUAACUUCCUCAAUCACACCUUCCUCGGGGAUCGAAAAACGACUAUCCGAGAGUACAUGGCUUCCAACGGCGUUGGCAUCAUGGAAGAGGAGCUUCCAGAAACAGUCAAGGGUCGGUAUGAUGGUUGAUUUGAGAGGUUGCAAACUUACAUGGGCAGAUCAUAUUCCUUAGGAGUAGAGCUUAAGCUUUGUUUUUAUUUUUCCUAUGGUGCGUAUAUAUGGGGUGCAAUAUAAGGAGCACCCUUUCUAUUGCUGCUCUUUCCCCAAAGGUAAUAAAAUCCCCACUAGAGCAUAAAUUGGAUCUUUUCUUUUCCAAGUUUUUGAGAGGAAUCACAAUCACAAAGCCAUAGUAAAACAUCUCCCUUGAAUAAGAUGCUGUCAUGAAGUAUGUUCCUUGAA
Molecule: messenger RNA, 1140 nt
Organism: Amborella trichopoda
Lineage: Eukaryota; Viridiplantae; Streptophyta; Magnoliopsida; Amborellales; Amborellaceae
Source: RefSeq, a predicted model, not a curated record